AUGGGCCGAAACCAGGAAUGUGGGCUGUACGAUGCAAUUGUCGACCGUUUCACGUACAGCGAGUUCUCUCAGAAAGAUUUCCUCCCUCAGGACGACUUUGAAUCGCUAAUCACCGAACAUACUAUCAAAGAAGAGCUAGACAAAGCUGCUUUCGGGGAAUAUGAUUCGUCACUUGUCAAGUACAUUACGAAGUACGCGCGAAGAACGUUUGCUACCUUAGUCUAUGGAGACGCGGUCCGCAGGGCUGUCAACCUAGAAAGAUUCGAAUUCGGCGACAGAUACCUUCCCAUCGCUCUUGAAGGGCCACGUCUCAUCUCUCUCAACGGCUUUGCGCGAGAUUCUUCCGCGUGGAAGUGGUUUAACAAAUGGAGGACACAGGAGAAACAUUUCUUCUGUAAAGAGCAAUGGGUGUUUCUACCCCAAAUCUUCAGGAACGAUAGCACGAUGGAGAACUUACACCGAGACUGCCGAUUGCCCUUUAUCGCAUGCGAAUCUCAAGGUGAAGGGGGCAGUUUCAGCUUGUUACACAAGGCUACCAUACACCAUGCUCAUCAAACAGUCAGUUCGGGCAAUCUCGUGAUUGCCAUCAAGGAACUGCGAAACAAGGAAGCCGGUGCCGAUCAAAGUGAACUCGAUGCGCUAGACCUGGCGAGGCAAUUGAAGCAUCCACAUAUCGUGAGAUUCGUCGGCGGCUUCAGGCAAAACUUCACGAGCCACCUGCUGUUCCAGUGGGCGGACGGAGGCAACUUGCGGUCGUACUGGAACAACGAGGAGAAUUGGUCUCGAGAUGCAGACCUCAUAAGCUGGAGUAUUGAACAGAUACAAGGACUUGUUGCAGCACUCGAUCAGUGGCACAACAAUCCGUCUAGGCUUGCUCUGAACGGUCGACAUGGAGAUCUCAAACCGGAGAAUAUUCUUCGAUCUUCGGGACCGCACCGUGGAAUAUUUCAGAUCGCAGAUCUGGGUCUGGCCAAGAUACACUCAUUGCCAACACAUGCAAGAAAUAAGCCUUCAGCAUCUCCAGGCGGAACACUCAGAUAUAGGCCUCCGGAGGUGGGCCGAAAGAUCUCCAGGUCUUAUGACAUGUGGGGCAUGGGCUGCAUCAUCCUGGAGUGGAUAAUCUGGUUAGUUUACGGCAUUCGCGAACUUGAUGAAUUCUGUCAGCAGGCAUUCCCCGAGGAGUUCGACGCUUUCUGGUUGCGCGACAGCGAAAAUCGUACCACUAAUCCAGUAGUGGUUUCGUGGAUGAAACACAUGACCGACACAUGUCUAGCAGACGGAGAUCAAUGCUACAGUGUUGCCCUACGAAAGCUUUUGAUCUUCGUAAGAGACAGGCUACUGGUGCCAGAUUCGACAGAGCAAGAUACAAGCGACAUCUACCACCCAUCCGCUGACAACGAGGAAGUACCCAUUUACAUUACGCCUGCAUCAGAUGUCGGACACACGUCUCCUAUUCCAGGGAGAGCAAAGGGCAAAGAUGCAUGCAGGGAACUUGCAAGGAUCAGCUCGACAACUCACGGCAUUCCCUACUACAUGUACAACCCGAGGGUCAACAUGAGCGGACCGAACGGGCGAGGACCAGCGAUACCGAGCAAAUUACUGAUGCCUUUGUCGACAUCCAACUUUCGCCUAGAGGUGAAUGGUCCCCCCGGCAAUCGAUGA
This is a messenger RNA of Alternaria ventricosa, 1662 nucleotides long. RefSeq lists its product as uncharacterized. The record is from RefSeq and is a predicted model, not a curated record. NCBI's taxonomy places the organism in Eukaryota, Fungi, Ascomycota, Dothideomycetes, Pleosporales, Pleosporaceae. Gene Ontology annotation, molecular function: ATP binding; protein serine/threonine kinase activity. Bases 1 to 1662 code for a protein of 553 amino acids. The transcript is spliced from 2 exons. Gene Ontology annotation, biological process: peptidyl-threonine phosphorylation; peptidyl-serine phosphorylation.